AUGUCAUUUAUAAUACCAGAUUUAAGAUUUGAACAAUCAUUUAUGAAACAAUUAGAUAUAUAUGCUGGUAAUAAAAGAGAAUCUAAAAAGCCUUCUGCUUUUAAUAAACGAAAUUAUAUUGAAAUUGCAACAUUAACUGAUAAAGAAUUAGAUAAUAUAAAUGAUGAUAUAGAUUUAAAAGAACAAAAAGAGUUGUUAAAACCAUUGAAUCCAAUAACACCAUCCAUAAUACUAUAUGCUAUAAUAAAAGAUCAAAUAAUAAUGCCCUUAUUACAGGGAUUUUUAUGGACAGGUAUACUAUUAAGUAUUAGACCAGUAUUACAACUAGUAGUUAAGAAUGGACAAACAGUUGGUGGCUAUAUAUCUAAUUUACUUGGUAUAAAUCAAUUAAACCAAAGAAGAAGAGUUAUAGUGGGAUAG
Molecule: messenger RNA, 420 nt
Organism: Insectozyma verbasci
Lineage: Eukaryota; Fungi; Ascomycota; Pichiomycetes; Serinales; Debaryomycetaceae
Source: the annotation of a GenBank genome assembly